AUGCCAAAUAAAAUACGUUUUUGUAUACUUUGUAAACGUUAUGAUCGUAAAAAUCGAUCAAGUUAUACACGUAUAUGUACCAUUGAACGUGAAAAAAAAAUACUUGAAGGUUAUCGACGUCGAUAUAAUGAACAAGAAUUAAAUCAACCUAUUUUAAAUCAACUUGUUCAUCAAAAAUGUUAUAAUAAACUAGUUCGAUGUAUACCAUCAAUUGAUUCAAAUGAUAAUUUAACACCUAUUGAACAAAAACAAGAUGAUAAUGAUGAAGAACAAGAUCAGACAUCAUUAAUUCAAUUUCGUUCACGUAUGCCAUUACCAUCAAAUAUUAAUAAACAUUUAUUUGAACGUCGUCAACGUGUUUGUGCUGUAUGUAAUCGUUAUGGCUAUAGAUCACAUAAUAAAAUGAAACAAAUUGUAUCAAAUUUUAUGGCAAAUAAAUUAGCUGAAGGUUUUUCUCAUAUAUAUAAACGACCUUAUGGUAAAUCAUUACUUGAUGCUUAUAUACAUGAAACAUGUUUUCGAAAACUUUAUUCAAGUUAUCGAUAUCAUGCAUCAAAAAAAAUUGUGAAUAGAAAUUCUUUACAAAAUCAAGAACAUUUUGUUCGUCAAUUAGUAUAUUCUCCACAUGAAACACGAAGUCGUACAAGUCUUAAUAAAUCAUCAUUAGAAACAGAAUCAAAAGAUCACACGUCAAAAAUAACAACUGAUGAAACUGCUAAUUUGUCAAUAGAACGAUUAUUUUCUACACCACUUUAUACAUCUGUUUCAACAACAAAUCCAAAUAUUGAACUUAGUGCACGAUCUUGUCUUUUUCGACCAUGUAUACAACGACUUACGACAGAAGAAAUUGAAUUUUAUACAAAACGAAAUAGAACAUCAGGAAUUAUCAAUGAAGAUAGUACUUUAACAAAAAAUCCAUUACCAAUUGUUAGAUCAUCCAUUACACUAACAAAUGAUCCAGUAAUUUAUUCAAAUCAAGACGAUAAUGGCAAUGAUCUCAAAACAAAUGAACAAGAUCAAUCACCAGAUUGGUUACCAACACAUCCAUCGUCAUCAUCUCCUGUAAUGUUCAAUAACAAACAAAAAAUUUGUACAGCAGCUAAAAUUCGUCGCCGAUAUUUAAAACCACCACCAUUAGCAAAACCAACAAAUCCUCUUAUAUCUGAUCAUACUUAUAUCAAUAAUAAUAUUUAUUUACAAAAAAUUCCAGCUGAUUUAGAAAAAUUAUAUCAAUGGCUUAUAGAAGACUUAAGAUCAUCAGGAAAUCCAAUAUCCAUGGGUGAAGUAUUAAUAAAAUAUAAAGAAUUAAUUGAAGAAACAAAUACAAAUACAACACGUGAAAAUAUUUAUCGUGAACGAUUAAGACAUCAAUUGGAAAAAUUUUAUUCAAAUCAAUUUAUAUUUGUAACACCAAAUAAACGUGAAGGAACAUUUAUUGCUCUUAAUGAUAUUGAUCAUUAUGUUCGACUUGCUAUUAAAAAUGCUAAACAAGAAAAAGAUAAAGCUACAGAAGCUUCAAUUCUAUCGUCUAUUAUUGUUCCACCAGCACCAAUUGAUCAUAAACGUCAAACAUGUGAAGCUAUUAUGAAUGGUAUUCGUAAAAUUCGUUUAUAUAUUCGUGAUCCAAAACAACUUAAUACAUUACCAUCAUUAUUAAUUCGUAAUAUUAUCGGUUUAAUAACAACAAGUGAAAAACAAUUUCAUAAAAUUUCACAACAAUAUGAUUUUUAUCGUAUGAUUGAUGAAGAUUUAUUUGAUAAUACUACUAAUAAUAAUAACAGUGGUAAUAGUAAAAUAUUAAAUAAAUUUGAUAAAAAUCUACGAAAUAUGAGUUUAGCAUCAGAUUUAAUUAGUGCACGACAUGAUAAUCGAAUAUCAGAAAAACAUUUUCUAUUAGCUGAUGAAUUUACAAAAAAAGAUUUUAAUUGUACACCAAAACAAAUAAUAACAUUAUUAAAUCGUUAUGGUCAUACAUGUUCAUAUAAAAGUUAUAUGAAAAUGAAAGCAUUAAAACAACGUACAACAAAUGAAUUAGGACAAGAAAUUAUUGAAGAAAUUGAAAAUAUAAUAAGAAAUGAUGACAAAUCAUCCGAUUCAGAAAUGGAUUUGAUGGAAUUUUAA
Messenger RNA from Rotaria sp. Silwood1, 2121 nucleotides. The record is from the annotation of a GenBank genome assembly. NCBI's taxonomy places the organism in Eukaryota, Metazoa, Rotifera, Eurotatoria, Philodinida, Philodinidae.